UAGGGUAAUUAUCUAUAUUUAUAGAUACCACUAGUGGGGAGUUAAAAAGUUUUUGUGACUUUUUGUUGGGAAAAUCGAAGUAAUUUAGUGAUUCUUGUUAUAUUUUUUUAGAUGAUUAUAUGAAUCUUAAUCUGAAUCUUCGAAGUUCGAUUGAAGUAGAUUAUAUCUGUCUCGUACAAAGAUGUAGAAAGUUGAGUUUGUAGUAUCAAUUUUUAUAGAUACCGAUGCCUCUAACUUUUCUUGGGAAAAUCGAAGUGAUUGCAGUGAUUUUUGCAAUAAUUAGGGUUAAAUAUAUUUAAAUGUUAAAAAAAAAUAAAACUUAUCUAUCAUCAGAUGUCAAGAAAAGUAUUCGUAAAAUUCAGCAUCCAGGAGAGAGAAGUCAAGAGAAUGGGGAUUGUGCAUACUUUGUCAUGAAGAUACUAGCGAAAAGCUUCAAUGUUCCGGAACUUCGAAAAGACCCGUUUUUAGCUCGUGGAGAUAAAAUCUCCAGGAGGUGCUGGGGUGGUUCGAGAGAGGGUUCAUUGUUAACUCAAAUUUGUUAGACAAUAGAUCAUUCGGCAGCCAAUCAAAUCGUAGCCGAUGAAUCGGGACAAAUCGCAGUGUCAUUCGGCAACUAAUCAAAUCGAAGCAAGCAAUUCGGGAGGUUCGGUAGUAUUAUUCGGUAGCCAAUCAUAUUUGUCGUAUUUAUCACCUGAUUUUAAGGGCUUUCGUGGCGUGAGUGAGGCAGCCAUUUUGGAUUCCCACGACAACAAGAAAUAUCUGUUUUUCCAUUCAAAAUAAUCAAGCCAAGAUAACCACUAUCUGCGCCACUGAGUACUCACCUCUGCUCUGCAUUUUAAGAAAUGCAGUUAACCGCGAAAGAAAAAGAUGCAAGGCACUGUUCUACGAGUCCAAGGUCCAGCACCUGCAAAAUGACGCUCCAAGAGGCUGGUGGAGUUAGUUGAAACGACUGUGUGGCUCGAUGUCGCGUUCGGCGAACCUAACCAGUCAAACCAACGAAAACGGGCUAAACGGCCUACCCUUUUUUCGAGCCAUUAGAAUAAUAUCGUCCCCUCGCUUAACCCAGUCCCUCUGGAGGAUAAUUCUCUUGUUCUUCUGGAGGUUUCUGAAUCACGGUACCUUGAAUUCUUGUAUACCCUGAAUCCUGUAACGGGGUGCGGGCCUAAUGGCAUCCCUAACUGGUUGUUAAGAGAUUACUUUAAGUUUCUUGCCUUUCUAGUAACAAACGUUCUCAACCACUCCUACAAAGAGCAGUACCUUUCUUGUAAACUUGUUGAUGUGUUGCCGCUCUCUUAAAACGGUGAAGGAACUCAUAAAAAAUAAAACAAAAUAUAACACAUUAUUCUCUCCAGACAAGCUAGAUUGGAAAAUAAUAUUCAGACUUCCAAAUAAAGCAACCUUAAGUCCCAGACUCAGGGAAUUCCAGUAUAAACUACUUAAUAGAAUAAUCUAUACUAAUGUCAAGUUAUUCAAAUUCGGUAUCUCUGAAACGCCUCUCGGUCACUGGUGCAAAAAAGACGAGGAAUCCCUGGAUCAUUUCUUCUUCACUUGCCCAAAAAUCAAUGCAUUUUGGAUGGAUGUCAGCAAGUUCUUAGCUGAAAAUUGUAACUGCUUUUGGUGUCCUGAUUUAAAAACUGUUAUCCUGGGUGUAACUUUGUCUGAGGAUUCGUACUCUGUUUUCCUAAACUAUGUUAUGAGUAGUCCUUAUAUGGUACUCACGCCAUCACGUGACUAACAAGCAACCCUGUAAGCCUGCGAUGUGAUUUGAAUAAAUUAGUCUGAAUGUGAUCUUGUCGUAGCCUGUAGUCCUGUUACUAUUACAGCCAUAACUGAAAUCAUUACAUGGUACCAGGAGUCGGAGGUCCAGGGCGACAAUAAUCAUAGAUAUGGAGAAAAUCAAGCCACCGCCAGAACUAGACAUGGAUAGUCGGAAUUUAGCGGAAGCAUGGAGAGAGUUUGAAGAGAGCUGGGAGCUGUACGAGAUAUCGAGUGGGCUAACAACAAAGGAGGAGAAGGUCCAAGUGGCCACACUUUACAGUAUAGUGGGGCUGAAAGCCCGAAGAGUUUUAAAGACGCUACCAGGAAUACCAGAGGCGAUAGCAGAGAGAAAGGUCAAAGACACCCUGAAGGCCCUAAAGGAUUAUUGUAUGCCGCGCACGAAUAUAACCUAUGAGAGGUACAUUUUCCGAACAACCACUCAAGGGGAACGGCAGUUCGAUACAUUUCUAACCGAGUUGAGACGCAAGGCCGCGCUGUGCGACUUUGGUGUAAUAAAAGACUCGCUCAUACGUGAUCAAAUCGUUAUUGGAACCAACAGCCCUACGCUGAGGGAGCGACUCCUCCGUGAACCGGAUUUAACCCUCAUGACAGCCAUAAAUCUGUGCCGAGCUUCAGAGCAGGCGAUUGAGCAAUCGAAGUUGAUCACGAGGCCAGAGCAGUCACAGGAAAUCAAGGAAAUUGAUUCGCUAAACGCAAGAGCUCCGACACAGAAUCAGAACAAGGGACAGAGCUUCAAAUGCAGAUUUUGUGGGCUGCAACACGAUCGGGGGAAUUGCACAGCAUACAACGCAACCUGCCAUCGGUGCAAGGAGAAAAAUCACUUCGCCCGCUGUUGCACGAGGAAACUCCCCCAACCGCAAGCACAUCAACAACAGCGUGGUGCUUCUAGAGCUAUCCGCGAGGUCGAGUUACAAGAGCAGCAAGACCCAAACAACCUGUACAAAGAAAUCGAGAGCCUUUACAUCGAAGAGAUCAAAAGUAGCAACAAGAUAAAGUGUGUGGAACAGUGCCUGAGUUUGAAUGGGAAGAACGUGACUUUCAAAUUAGACAGCGGCGCAGAAUGUAACGUGAUCCCGGAAGCGGUUGCGAAAGAACUUGACUGCACGAUCGAACAAACAGCACUCAAACUACGAGCUUUCGGAGGAAACCCCCUAAAAACUGUAGGCAAAUGCUAUAUAGAUACAAUUGUCCAAGGGCAAGAGAGCCCAAUCGCAGUUGAGUAUUAUAUAGUAGAGCACAAUGUUAGACCCAUUUUAGGCGUAGAAACGUGUCUGACGUUAGGUUUAAUCACAUUUAGUGGUGGUGCGCGAGCGCAAGGUCUUAGCAUAGAUGCGCUAGAGCAGCCACGCAACCUCCUGGAUCAGUUUGAGGAUGUUUUCACAGGUCUGGGAUGUGUUGAGGGCGAGUAUGAUAUCUGCCUCAAAGAGGGCGCAAGACCUACAAUUCAGCACCAACGAAAUGUUCCACUGCGUUUGAUAGAGCAGUUAAAAACCACCAUCAAUGACCUUGAGCAACGGGAGGUAAUCAAAAAGGUCAACGAGCCAGUUGAAUGGGUGAGUAACCUUGUCAUUGUAGAGAAGAAAGAUAAAUCCCUUAGACUAUGCCUAGACCCCCCUGAUUUAAAUGAAGCCAUUGUAAGGGAAGAUUAUAAACCGCCUUCAAUCGAGAAAAUAUCAAGCACCCUUAAUGGGUGUACGGUAUUUACAGUUGUAGAUAUGUCCAGUUGCUAUUGGCAUAAGAAGCUGAGUGAUGCAGCAUCAUUACUCUGCACAUUUAACGCGCCCUUUGGUAGGAUCCGGUUUUGUAGAAUGCCAUUUGGAAUUUCAUGUGCUAGUGAAGUGGCACAAAAAAUGGUAGAGGAGCAUUUUGGUGACAUAGGUGUGCUUCCUGUUUAUGAUGACAUUAUUAUUGCAGGAAAAACGACAGCCGAGCAUGACAGAGCCCUACACAAGGUGCUUGAGAGAGCCAGGGAACGCAACAUCAGAUUCAACAAAUCCAAGAUACAGUACCGGCUAGACAAGGUAAGCUAUAUGGGGGAGGUGGUCAGUAAUAACGGGUUCACGCCAGAUCCUGCUAAAGUAUCAGCCAUUUUGAAGAUGCCUGUCCCACAGUGCAAAAAGGAUUUACAGAGAUUGCUGGGAAUGAUCAACUAUUUAUCAAAGUACAUACCCAGCAUGGCUGAAUUGACUGCCCCAUUGAGAAUGCUCCUGAGGAAGGAGGCAGCCUGGGCCUGGCACCCAGAGCAUGAUGCAGCAUUAGCUAAGCUAAAGACAGCACUCACAAGCAAACCAGUACUUAGAUUCUAUGAUAUACACUUACCUACCACCUUGCAGGUUGACGCCUCAAAGAGUGGACUUGGAGCCUGUUUGCUCCAGAAUGGUCAACCUGUAGCAUAUGCCUCCAGGGCCCUGACUAGUGCAGAGCAAAACUAUGCACAAAUAGAGAAGGAGUUGCUGGCAAUUGUAUUUGGAUGCGAGAGAUUCAAUAUGUAUACCUAUGGGGCAGAUAUUGAUGUUGACUGACCAUAAACCUUUAGAGUCCAUCUUUAGGAAACCGCUGCACAAAGUGCCUCCCCGUCUACAGCGAAUGAGGCUGAGACUCCAAAAAUACCACACUUCUGUCCGUUACGUGCCAGGCAAGUACCUAUACAUAGCCGACACCUUAUCCAGAGCAUAUGACACAGAAGCCCAAACCCAGACUAAUGACAUGCAUGACGAAAUGGAGCACAUGGUCCAUUGUAUUAUGACAGACCUGCCUGUCUCAGACACGAAGCUCUCACAGCUCCAAGAAAUAACAGGCAAGGACCAGGACAUGUUACUUCUUGGUAAGUAUAUAAGGGAAGGGUGGCCGCAAAACAGACAAAGUGUUCCAGUGCAACUUAGACCCUACUGGAAUGUGCGUCAUGACCUACACCUGUUAGAUGGGCUUGUCAUGAAGGACCAGCGAAUAGUUAUUCCAGUCACAUGGAGACCGCAAAUUCUCCAACAAAUACACAAGGGCCAUUUUGGUAUAGAGAAAAGUAAGGCUAGAGCACGGGCCGCGGUAUACUGGCCGGGUCUUAGUGCCGACAUCUCC
Nematostella vectensis (starlet sea anemone) is the source of this 4854-nucleotide messenger RNA. RefSeq lists its product as uncharacterized. Lineage: Eukaryota; Metazoa; Cnidaria; Anthozoa; Actiniaria; Edwardsiidae. The transcript is spliced from 3 exons. The record is from RefSeq and is a predicted model, not a curated record. Bases 1887 to 4301 code for a protein of 804 amino acids.